Molecule: messenger RNA, 660 nt
Organism: Cladophialophora psammophila CBS 110553
Lineage: Eukaryota; Fungi; Ascomycota; Eurotiomycetes; Chaetothyriales; Herpotrichiellaceae
Exons: 2
Coding region: 1-660 (219 amino acids)
Biological process (GO): peptidyl-proline hydroxylation to 4-hydroxy-L-proline
Cellular component (GO): endoplasmic reticulum
Molecular function (GO): procollagen-proline 4-dioxygenase activity
Source: RefSeq, a predicted model, not a curated record
AUGCACACCAUAAGCGGCACAUACACGUCCCGUCUGCGCAAAAUAAUUAAAGACGACGAUCUCGCGGAGCUUCUCUGGUCGCGGCUUUCGAGGAUCUACCAGGGUGCAGAGGUGGAGGACGAAGAGGGACAGGUGUGGUCCGCAGUGGGAUUGAAUACCUGUUUUAGGCUUUGUAAAUAUAAGGCAGGUGACGGAUUCAGCGCCCACAUCGACGGCCGCCGCCUUGCAACAGUCGACACCCAGUCCUUCAUGACUGUCAAUAUUUAUUUGAACACUGUCCCGACAGAGCGCGGCGGAGCAACACGCUUCAUCCUUGACCCAACAGCAACAGGCUCCUCUGACACCGCGGCGAGCACAGUGCUCUGCCAGAAUCAGCCCGUCCAAGGCUCUGCAGCGAUUUUCCGCGACGACGUCUACCACGACGGAGAGGUUCUUCUGUCUGGGGUGAAGUACCUGUUGAGAACGGACAUGAUGUUUCAGCGCGCACGGCCGUUGAUUUUGGGGGAAAUAUAUCCUUCGCCGAAAUUUGGGGCCAAGGAACGAGCCUUGAAGGCGUUGGAUCUCGCCCAGCGACUGGAAGAUGCGGGCAACAGGGAGGAGGCGAUCCGGUGGUACAAACUUGCUUUUCGCUUAGACAGCGAGUUGGAGAGGCAUUCGUAG